This is a messenger RNA of Carassius carassius (crucian carp), 1005 nucleotides long. RefSeq names its product complex I assembly factor TIMMDC1, mitochondrial-like. The transcript has 8 exons. The record is from RefSeq and is a predicted model, not a curated record. NCBI's taxonomy places the organism in Eukaryota, Metazoa, Chordata, Actinopteri, Cypriniformes, Cyprinidae. Gene Ontology annotation, cellular component: mitochondrion. Bases 1 to 849 code for a protein of 282 amino acids.
AUGGUUGCUGAAGAAGCAUUGAAUGAAAGCAGGCGGGCAGGAGUCUUCACUCACAUUGAGGGCUCGCAUUUGAGUCUUCCUAAUGUCCAAGCGUCUGAUACCUCCACAAAGACCUUACCACAGCGCUUAGGUAAACCAGAGUUCCCUGACACAGGAUGGAAUCGUAUCAAAGAUCUUUUCUACAGGGGCGAGGGGCAGAUGUACUCAGAGGAGUUAAGGAACAUAGUGAAGAGUGGCAUUGCUGCAGCCAUGGUUGGGAUGGUCUAUGGAGGCAUACCAGGAGCAAGACAUGCCCGUGAGAGAUUCAUCCAGCUGAGCCAGGCUGAAAUUUACCUAAACAGAGUGGAUGCAGUGCGCUCAGCCCAUAAUGCAGCUAUUCGUGGGUUUGUGCGCUUUGGCUGGAGGUGGAGUUGGAGGGUAGCAGCUUUUGUGACCAUGUUUAACACUGUAAGUACUGGAUUGACAGUGUACAGAGACAAAAGUGCUCUGAGCCAUUUCGCUGUUGCAGGUGCUCUCACAGGAGGAGUGUUCCGGCUGAAUCUGGGACUUCGAGGGUUGCUGGCUGGUACAGCCAUAGGAGCUGUUCUGGGGCUGCCAGCUGGAGUUGUAAUCAUUGGUCUACAGAAGCUGGGGGGCGAGACCAUGCAUGACAAGAGGCAACGGCAAAGACGAGAGCUACAUGAACUGAGAGUUGCUGAAUGGAAUGCUCGUCUCAAGCUUACAGAUGAUCUUAUUGGAGAAAUGAAGUGUGAGAAACAUCAGGACACCGAUGAUGACGUUCAACGAAUAGAGGAGCUGCUCAAUCAACCUAGGAAUGAGAAAGGUGCAAAGAGCUCGGACAGCCAGUAACAUCAGAGACUUGAAAAUACAUUACCAAAUCUUGCUCAUUAUUCUGACUGUGAUCUUUCUUGGAUGUUCUAAAUUCCUGGUACCUGCUCCCAGUAUUUAUGUCAGUCACCAUCAUUAUCAAUGUGAUAGUUAUCUUCAAAUGUAAAUGCUAUUUAC